Molecule: messenger RNA, 7983 nt
Organism: Clupea harengus (Atlantic herring)
Lineage: Eukaryota; Metazoa; Chordata; Actinopteri; Clupeiformes; Clupeidae
Gene: limk1a
Product: LIM domain kinase 1a
Biological process (GO): positive regulation of stress fiber assembly; actin cytoskeleton organization; protein phosphorylation
Cellular component (GO): cytoplasm; neuron projection; nucleus
Molecular function (GO): protein binding; ATP binding; protein serine/threonine kinase activity
Source: RefSeq, a predicted model, not a curated record
GUGUGUGUGUGUGUGUGUGUGUGUAUGGCUGUAUAUGUGUAUGCCUGUAUGUAGGUGUGAGUGUGUGUGUGAUUGACUGGCCUGAUUUACUACUUCACAAUGCUUUCCAUCCAACCGGUAGGGCUACUUUGUGUCAAAUUACAGCACAGAACAUCUUCCCACUGUAAUAUUCAUGGGACCUCCGUGCACAAGGUGAAACCAACCUCUCUAACAUGCCAAAGUACUGAGGCUUGAGGCCUGUUAGACUGCUGGUGGAUGGGCUCUUUUUUUAGAACUCUACUUGACUCCAUAUCAUCUGUUCCAAGGUGCUGCUAUUUUGGCCCUGGUACAGUUGAUAGUGGAUGGCAACAUUGUGGUCAAAUACAAGUAGUUAGAUAGAUUGUCAUAGUCUUUUUAUCAUCAACUUUAGCCAUGGCAAGUCUCGUUGUACCAGAUUCACUGCCUGUUCAACGUUAUGUCAGCAUGAAGAGCUCUUUCAGCUCUGAUUAUGUUCAGUAGGUAUCAAUGAUAUGGAGCAUUAGACACAACAUGCAACUCAUCCUUCUCAAGUAACUGGUGCUCUGAUGUUGUGUGCCUUUCUGCCAAUGUCACAAAAACCAAAAUACUUGUACUAGUGUUCUGGGAUGCGUACCAUGAAUGAGUGAUUUACUAAUAGGCUUUAAGAAUACAAAAGAAUUAUGAUUCCCCAGUGUCAGGGGGAAAGGUGCUUAUUGUCGCUCGACCUAGAAUGUUUCAUUUAAGUCAUUUAAUAUCCAUACAUAAUUUUGUUUUUAUAUAUAUCAUCUGUAUUAUGUUUAAACAACGUGUUAUUAGGCAACCAUUGCAUUUGUUUUUGCACCAUGUUGAACUUGACUCAAGAAGACAGUCGUAGAACACAAAUUUCUGUAACAAUCUUUUUUCAUUUUAGCUUUCAGUAGUUCAUGCAUAUAGUCACUGUGGAGUUACUGUACAACAAUUUUUUAAUAAUGUGUGGUUUUUGUGUGUUUGUUUUGCCCCCUAAAAUAUUGUGAUCAUGUUACGUUAUGUGUACUUUAUUUACAUUUCUGUCUGAGAUUCGCCUAUUAAUCAUAUAUGUCAUGUCGUACAAAGGUAAUUUACCACAUUUGGCUGGUGGGAUGACUGUUGUUAGACCCAAACCGAAAUAACGAAUGAGCUUUAGUUUUUUAAUGCCCAGUGCUGUAUCCAUUUGAACUGCCUGUGAGCCCCUAACAGUCGUCCCCUCCCACUGUGCCGUGAAAUUUACGUUUUUUAUUUAAUGGGAAUGGUGGAGGCAUUGCACUUUUUCCACGACGCACAUUUGACUAGUUUCCGGAAAUUCCGGCAUUUAAACCGCUUCAUGAACAACUAAAUAAAAAAAAAAAAAUGUUAUCAACGUGUCUUGUCAUACUUUUCUGUAAAGUUAAACACAUAAAAGACUGUCACUGUGAAAAUGGUUGCAUCUUUAUUAUCCUCCCGGCAACAAUUUAGUGUCGUUUGUCAUUUCGCAAUGGCGCGCUGGCAUCUGAGAAUGCAUUGCGCAUCUCGUGUGCUGCGCAGGCAAAUUCUUAUUAUACUGUCCAGGGCUUGUGUUCAGUUGGCCAACCCGUAGUCUCAUCUUUUCCAACCUGACUUGAUUUGGACCAUCCUACUUCUUCUCCGGUAGGCGCCGCAAACCGUUAGCCGAGUAGGUCUCAGCAAGGGGUGCGGAGUAGUGGCAGAGACGAUACGGAGGGUGGAUUUCUGUAUCUCUUUGGCAAGCUCUCGCAGAGCUCCUGGUCGAAGGGUGAAUGAGGUUGAUGCUUCUCUGUUGUACCUGGAAGGACGAACGCAUGGGAGAGCAGGAAGCUGGUGGGAGCUUGCCUGUGUGUGCGGGAUGCCGACAGCGCAUCUACGAUGAGCAGUACCUCCAGGCCCUGAACACAGACUGGCACACCGUUUGCUUCAGGUGUUGUGAAUGCAGCACCUCCCUGUCCCACUGGUACUAUGAGAAGGAUGGUCGGCUCUUCUGCAAGAAGGACUACUGGGCCAAGUUCGGCGAGCUGUGCCACGGCUGCACGGAGCCCAUCAGCACAGGUCUCAUCAUGGUCGCGGGAGAGCAGAAGUAUCACCCCGAGUGUUUCACCUGCCUGAACUGUCGGAGCUUCAUCGGAGAUGGCGACACGUACGCCCUUGUGGAGAGGUCCAAGCUCUACUGUGGCCAUUGCUACUACCAGACCAUCGUCACCCCGGUGACGCUCCCUGACUCCCCGUGUUCAAAGAUCCCCCACACUGUGACCCUCGUGUCCAUCCCGGCGUCCACCGAUGGCAAGCGCGGCUUCUCCGUCGCCAUCGAUCAGAGCUCCAUUCCCAACAGCUUCGGCCCCGACCACAUCCCCACAGUGAGAGUUUCAGAAGUGGACCGAGAACUCAUAAGUCCUGAUGUGAAGAACGCCAUACAUGUUGGUGACAGGAUCCUCGAGAUUAAUGGAACCCCAAUCCGGAAUGUUCCUCUCGAUGAGAUUGACCUGCUGAUCCAGGAGACGAGUCGUCUGCUGCAGCUGACCAUUGAGCACGACCCCCAUGACCAUGGCGGGUCACAGGACCAUCUGGACGGGCCGAGCCCCCUGUCUCAGGUGUCCAGUCCCGUGUCCCCCAUCACUUCUCCCCCCAACCUCGAUGUCAACAACCUCCGCUCCCGCGUCAUCACGCGCAGCUACAGCAUUGACAAAUCCCCCUGCUCCAGCAACACGGCCUCGCCCAUGUCCCAGCGGAAGGACAUCGGGCGCUCAGAGUCCCUGCGCGUGGUGUCCAAUCACACGCACAGAAUCUUUCGACCCUCUGACCUCAUACACGGAGAGGUUCUGGGGGUGGGCUGCUUUGGUCAGGCUAUCAAGGUGACCCACAAGGAGACGGGGGAGGUGAUGGUGAUGAAGGAGCUGAUCCGCUUUGAUGACGAGACCCAGAGGACCUUCCUCAAGGAGGUGAAGGUGAUGCGCUGCCUGGAACACCCCAACGUGCUCAAGUUCAUCGGCGUGCUCUACAAAGACAAGCGGCUCAACUUCAUCGCAGAGUACAUCAAAGGAGGAACCCUGAGGGAGAUCAUUAAGAAAAUGGAUAGCAACUUUCCAUGGAACCAGCGAGUGAGUUUUGCAAAGGACAUUGCUUCAGGCAUGACCUACCUGCAUUCCAUGAACAUAAUCCACCGAGACCUGAACUCUCACAACUGCCUCGUUCGAGACAAUAACAGUGUAGUGGUGGCAGACUUUGGGCUCGCCAGGCUCAUGGUGGAGGACAAGAACCAGGGCAAGCUGCCGCUGGGCAACCCCCAGGGUCUGAAGAAACCUGACCGCAGGAAGAGGUACACGGUCGUGGGCAACCCCUACUGGAUGGCACCAGAGAUGAUCCAUGGGAAGAGUUACGACGAGAAAGUCGACAUCUUCUCUUUCGGGAUUAUGCUUUGUGAGAUCAUCGGGCGGGUCAACGCAGAUCCAGACUAUCUUCCCCGAGCGAUGGACUUCGGGCUGAACGUGAAAGGCUUCCUGGAACACUUCUGCCCUCCGGGGUGCCCGCCUCCUUUCUUCCCUAUUGCUGCUUUGUGCUGCGACCUGGAUGCAGAGAAAAGGCCAGCCUUUACUAAGUUGGAGGAGUGGCUGGAGAACCUGAAGUUGCACCUGGAAAUCCGCCUGCCGCUCGUCUCGGAGCUGGAGCAGCUCAGCCGGGACUUCUGGCAGAAGCACCCGCCCUCCGAGAACGGGCUGCACCCCCACCCAGAGCAGCCCGAGUAGUCCGCUCGGGAGUGGAGAGGAGCGGAGAGGAGAGGGUGGUGGUUCUGCUGAAGAUACCCCCCCCCCCCCCACUGGCAGAAAGCAGAGGAAGGCUAGCAUUCACCCUCCUCAACACUGGGCAGUGGUUCUGUUGGCGCACACACACACACACACACACACUCACACACACACACACACACACAUACAUACAUACACACACACACACACACACCCCUGCCUUUGCGGGUGUCCUGUGAGUAACUCUCCGUGGUUGGGAGCUCCGCAGUGGGCACAAAUGCCAACCGCUGUGGACUCAGGGAUGGAAAUCCAGCCAUGUCAUGUCCGGUGGCGCCGCCUGGAAGCGCCACUCCAGCUGCAGGCAUUCAUCUCCCCUCCCUUUCCCUCCCUUCCCUUCCCUUCCCUUCCGUGGUUCCUUAGGAAACACGUCUCAUUCACUUUCAUCGCUUCAGCCUGUUGAAUGUCCAGUCAUCGUUGACAGCCUCAACAUGGAAGAAUCGACCAUCGCCGUGCCGUGUGUGUUGUGACUCUAAAGGCUAAAAGCCAGUGAGAGAAAGUCAUUGUCUGAUCAUAAUCAAAGGUGACGUCUGCAUCUCGUCUUCUUAAAAGAACACAAUCUUCUCCAAGACAAAGGGGCAGCUUCAGGUGUAGAGUUUGAUUCUAUGUGAUGUCUCCAUAUAGCAAUUGUACCUUAGCGUUUACUGGUUUUACUUGGUUUGGACAUUGAAGCGUGAUUUUCUUUGAAAAACAUGUAAAAAACCCCCGUGGAAAGGCUAUAUAAUAUGAACUCCUCGAAUGAAAUGUCAUCACAAGUGAAUUCAACAAGGCAAGCUUUCGUUCUAUUGGCUUUAUUUCCCUGAAUAUCCCCUAGCCAGGCCUAGUGGUUACAGAAGCCACAAAACUGUCCGCUCAUGCUUAGCUUCAAGUGAGCGCUAAUAUUUGUUGUGCUACUAGUCUGAAAGCAAUGUAAUUGCAUACUCUGCUGCAAGGAGUUACCUCUCACAGCUGUAACUCUUGUCGUCUGCACCAGCUUGCUAGCAUUUAUAGUGAUGUCCAUAGUAUAACCCGGUGUUCAGUGAUGAAUAUAUCCUUUACUUUGCAGUGACAGCUUGCUUUUUCAAUGGACAACAGAUCUCUAUGACACAAAGAAGCACCAUCUAAACGAAUGAUACGCACGUUGUAAAUAACCAGUCUGUGCCCCCCCCCAGCCCCCGUCCUUGUUUGUUGACUAACCCUUGUGAUCUGAUCCUGCCACACGGGGGGAGCAUACUAACCCAUAGCUAAGAACAGCAUUCCCAACAUUCACGCUUUUGCCAUGAGACUCACACGUUCGCAGGCCAUUUCAGCCUCAGCCUCACUGCAGUUUUUCCCACUGACGUCAAUGCAUCCCACUAAGUCUGCGGAUGGCGCGCUGCUGUCUCGCACCAAGCCAGCCCUGAGACGCUGGCAGAGCUCCUAAGAGGGUACUGAGUAUGGGAAUCAUUUCCUCCACUAGUUGUGCAGCACUGAAAUCAUUAUGCCGUAAUGGUACAGUCAUCUAUGGUACAUCGUUUUUUUGUCAUUGACUUGGAGUACUUUUAAGUUUCAUCACUUGUAGACCAACUCUUAUCAAAUGUACAUAAUUAUUGAUAGUAUUUACUGUAAAUGUUUUAAAUAUUGUAUAUGUGUACAGACAUAUUUUGUAUACUGAUGCAGCAUUGCCAUAUUUUUAAUUGGCUACAUAUUAAAAUGAUAGACAUAGGUAGAGGAACGGGAAAUGCUCAACAGAACAGCCUGUAAAACACCUGCAAAAGGUUGGCAUGGCAACUGUGUGGCCCUUGGUUGACUUCCUCAUUUGGAAGGUGAAGAGGGCAUCAUGUGACUUGGUUGAGAAGACAUCUAAGGCCCCAUCCAUUCCCACCCUGUGCUUCUCAUGUGUGUUACAUUUGCUCCUUCCCGGGCACCAGAUCCAGUUAUGUUGUUUAAGGUCUGUCGGCAAGCCUCUACCUUUUUCUCGUGACCGUCUCUGUGGAGUAACUCCCUUGACCUAGCAAUCACGGUCAACUGCUCUUUGUAUUUUAAAACCAGCAAAAAAAGAGAGAAAAAAAUUACAUUCACAGAGGAAAAAUGCAAUCAUUCAUGUUUGGUGUGUGUGUGUGUGUGUUCAAUGGAUUGUUCUGUUACUCACUGAGACUUUGCCACCCUCUUGGCUUCUAAUUGUCACUAACGUGCUGUUGAGAGUUAUGCAGUCCCUCGGCAGACUGGUGUUGGAUCCAGAUUAGUAUUCAAGAGGCAACUUGUUUAUGUUUUACCACCCAGAGUCGAGCCGCCAUGUGGUUUGGCCUUAGCUCUUAGCCAUAGUCACUGGUGUGUGGCCGUGUCUCACCAACCUGUGGAACACUUCCUGUUUACACAAACCUGCUGGCUGUAAAUGUCUCUGUAUAUCUCUGUUUGAGAACAUGCCCAGCUUUCUUUCCUUCUCUCUCUCUCUCUCUCUUUCUCUCUCGCUCUUUCUCUCUCUCUCUUUCUCUCCGUCUCCUUUGGGGGGAGAUGAGAGCUGCAUGGUGCAUUGGCUAGGUGUUUAGUUUUUUGCUUUGAGAAAAAAAAAAACUUGAGCUAUUCUUGUAACUUUGAACAAAUAUUGUGAUUCGCGGGGAGAAUACAGUGGAGGAUGGCAGGAAAGCGUGUACAGACAGUGGAUGCCGGCUGACUGAUGCAGCCGGGGAAAACAAAGACACGGGCGAGUUGACACAGCAUCUCUUUUUUUGUAUAGAACCACUGAAAUCUUUUUGUAUAGAUUUUUAAGUAAUUUAAUUUGCACUAUGCUAGAAAAUGGCUGCCCUCAGGGCUAGUUUUGUCUCUUGGUUACUUUAAGGAGAAAAUAAAAAUGAAACUGCAUCGGUUCAUAUAUGAAUGCAAGUCACUGAAGGAGCCUUUGAAAUGUAAAGGGGAUCACUGGGAGCCUUUCCUCUUAGUAGCAAACUGAUUAAAAGUGUCUUUCUAAUCCUUCCUCACCGCAGUAUUGAAUCAGUCCUCUCUAGCAUUGCUGAAAUAUGCAUGUGCAUCUUCAUUAUUUUUUCACUUCAUGUCUUCAUGUAUAAGUAUAUAUAUAAGUUUUGUAAGUUAUCCCUUUAAGUAGGACUAGCUUCAUAUACAUGGAACAUACUGUAACAGUAUCUCUAUUUCUUUGCACUAGUUUUGUUGUAGUACAUUCUUGAAAUGAAAUGAGUAGUGCAAAUUAGAAAUCCACUUUCCAAACUGGACUAAUACCAUUCCAAAAACUCGUUGUUCCGGACGAUCCUUUAGUUGAAUGACCGAAACAUUGAUGAAGCACUAAGCAUAGCUUUACAUCAACUCGCAUCACCUUUGAAACAUAUCUUCCAAGUUUGCUACUAAGAAGAAGGUGGCCAUGGUUCCCUUGCAGUCUACAGAAAGAUCCUUUGUGAAAGAGGUUCUCGUUGUAAUGACCACUUCAUUCUACACUGUCCAAUGCCUUGAUGUUGGACUUCUGAUUAACCUGUAUUGUUAGAGCACUUACUCUACAUACCCCAUUCCAGAACUCUCCAUUGACAGUCCAGCUCAGGGCAAUGCUCUACUGGAGCUUGUGAUGCUUCUCUGAAUGCAAUGUUACUGCUUGGGAAAAAGUUAUGUUCACAGCUCAACGGUGCGCACAGCAAGCAUGCAAUUCUACAACGUUUAUCCAGUGAUGUCUCUACAGAUGAGAUCAGUUCCACUUGCAAAAUAAUCAGUGGGUAAAAUCACACUCCUAACUGUACGUCUGUGGUGGACUAUCUGUGAUGUUUUGGGCAUGAAUCCUGGUCAUCACAGUUUUGCAGACACUCAAGCCAAUUCUCAGCAUGUGCGGAUGUUGCAGCAGUACUUCUUUGCAAAGGAUCUAUACCUCUGAAAAUUGCUGUGCCUUUGUUUUAAGCUAGCCUUGCCAACGACUUGUAGCGUGUUUGAAAUGAUUUUUGUAAGAAAAAAAAAGAAAAACAGUGAAUAGAAAAGUCUGAUGAAUUUGACUUGAUUGCUGAUUGGUUUUUAUGAGAUACCCUCUUGUUCUCUAUAUUUAUAUUUUCCAUAUUUCCAUUGUCUGUUUUCUUUUGGUAUCUUUGGUUUAUGAUUUUAUUUGUUCUUUUAAUUUAAUUUUUUACACAAGCUGUGAAAAUAUCUGCACUUUAAUUCCGGUUGUGAACAUUGAGAAUCCAAGGAGACGACUGUAUUUCAUUGCAGCUGGAAUAAAAUUGCCGCUCCUUAACAAAAA